CGCAGAAGUCUUUGCCGUCAAUAUUAAGAUGUCACCAUUCUUUCCGGUCCGUCGGGCCUUAUAUUCUAUGACAGCCCCGGCAUCUCUCACAAGACUGUGUUCUACAGGCCCCAAAACGUUCGUAAAAUUAGUUGAAUGGGCUUUUAUUUUUAUUAACAUUUGCUUUUCUACAUUUUUAAUUUUGAGAAUCUUUAAACGAAGAGUUGCAGUGACAUUCAGAAAAGUUUCGGACCUGUAUUCAUAAAUUAUAUCAAUUUUGUGCUCAAAACAAGAAUAUCAAAAGGUUUCGCGAACACAAAGCAAUUAUGGAAUUCUUUUUUGGACUGAUUGUUUAUCUGAGUUACAUAUAUUUUACGGAUGCCCAUGGAAGAAUGAUUGAUCCACCCAUGAGAUCAUCAAUGUGGCGGGUUGGAUUUGAAACACCCAAAAAUUAUAACGACAACGAACUGAAUUGUGGAGGCUUUGUGGAAAUGAUGGAAAAAGCAAAUGGUAAAUGUGGAAUAUGUGGUGACCCGUAUCUUGGACCUCGCGAAAACGAGGCUGGAGGGAAGUAUGCUCUUGGAAUAAUUACCAAGCAAUACAAAGUGGGUUCACCAAUUAACAUCACCAUAGAACUGACGACAAAUCAUAAAGGAUAUUUCGAAUUUCGUCUCUGCCCACAGAAUGACCCCUACACCCCCAUUACCGAAGCCUGCUUAGAUAAGCACGUGUUAAAUAUAAUUGGAUAUGGAAAGCGAUUUAUGCUUUAUGAUGACAAAACUGUCAUGGUAGAUUUGCAGCUUAUGCUUCCCCCACAUUUAAGGUGCUCACAAUGCGUACUACAGUGGAAAUGGAGAGCAGCACAAAACAGGGGGAUUGAUAAACGCACAGGAAAAGAAUGCUUUGGUUGUGGACCUCAAGAAUAUUUCGUAAACUGUGCAGAUAUCGCCAUUGGAGAUAAGGCUAUUAACCGAAUCCCCAAACCAGCAGCCAAGAGUCCACAAGUCACUAAGAAACCAAAGGUACCCAAACUGACUGUAACGAGAACCAAAGUCAUGAAGCAACAAAUUCCCGAAGUUGCUCAAACACCAUACACUGAAGUUGCUCAACAGUACCAACCCCAUCAAUACAACGAAGCGGUAUUCAAUAAUGAAAAUUUUCAAGAAGCCCUUGCCGAUCGAGUGUUUUUAGAUCUCAUCGGCCAAAGCACUUUAUUCAUUGACCCAUCACCACAUUUUGAUGCAAUUAAUAACAGGCAACCAGCACAAAACAAGUUCAAAGCACAGACAUCUACAAAUCAGAACUUUGGACCUGCAUACAAUCCUUUCUUUAAUGAUUUUAUUAGUCCAAAUGAACCUUCUCUCCUUGAUUUCAACUCAGCUGGAAUUUCGAGGCAACCGGGGCCUUCCACUUCACAGGCCGCUGCAGCAGGACAGUAUUACACUGCUCAAUCUGUCAUGGCUACCGCCGCCAUAUUGUCAACACUAGCAGGCGGUGAGACUGGAGGUGAUAAUGCGUACAUAGAAUGUCCAGAAAGUGCACAACCGACAUGUAAAGGAAACACUAUGUGGGGAGAUGGACGGUCAAAUGACCGAUUCUGCUCAUCCAUCUGUCCACAAGGACAUUGUCCCAUGUCAAUGUGUAUGUGUACUUGUCCUGCGAGCAAACGUAUUUUUGUGAAAGGAAAUACGUCACCUUCUAAUACCGGCCAAAGGUGCUUUGCAAUUGAUGCGUGGGAUCAACAUACAAAUAACUUAUGUAUGAGGAACUGUAAACCAAACCAAAUGGAUUUCUGUCCCUCCGACAUUUGCACGUGUGAGAUGUGGGGGAUAUAGCGACAGGCAGCGCUGAUCAAUAAUACUAUUAAUCAAAUGUGACUUACAAAUAAUGAAGUUAUUUAUACGAAAGCCGUGAAAGUGAUGCAUAACGUGUCAGUUUUAACAGCGUCUGCAUUGCUGUUGUGCUUUCCAAAGAAGAAAUCCAUUCAAUGAAGAGAUAUAUUGAUAUGAUUAAAUACAAUGACUGAUUUUUUAUAGGAGAAACAUCUGCAUGCAAUAUAACCUGUAAAUAAUGUACUAAAAAGACGUUGACUCUUAUUUUUAUUUGAUUACCCGGUUGGUACUUACAAGUCAACACUUUAUUAUUUUCAGUUAUACUUAUUGAUAAUUAAAGUUAACCACAAUGUUUGUCUUACUAUGCUCAAAAUAAUUUGUUUUUUUUUCUA
Molecule: messenger RNA, 2203 nt
Organism: Saccostrea cuccullata (small rock oyster)
Lineage: Eukaryota; Metazoa; Mollusca; Bivalvia; Ostreida; Ostreidae
Exons: 3
Coding region: 306-1814 (502 amino acids)
Source: RefSeq, a predicted model, not a curated record